ACGGAAGUGCGAGGUUUUUGCCGUCGCACGGCGAUCGUGAGGAUGGCGCGACUCGUCUCGGCCGCGUUCUUGGCCUUCUCUUUGCUUCUUGAAGGCGGCCACUGCGGGCUCGUGAACGUGACGGACAGCGUCUUCGGGCAGAUCGGCCGCGGCUCGCUCGCCGCCUUCGGCGACUUUAAUUCUGACAAGCAGACGGACGCGUUUAUUGUCACCGACAAGAAGAAUGUGACCAUAUUGCUGUCUGGAGGAAAGAAAACGUACUUUUCAAAAUACCUCUCCUUCGCCGCAACAGACGAUGGAAUUGUGACCAGCGUGGUACCAGGUGACUACGACGGGGACUCGCAGAUGGAUGUUCUCGUCGCCACAACACUCGAUAAUGUAUUUCAGCAACUCACCGUUUAUUGGGGAAACCAAGGGAAGACAGAAAACCACACGAAACUGGAGCAGCUAUUUAAAGACGAGCCCCUCGUAUUAGACUUUGAUGGCGACAUGAUACCAGAUGUUCUGGGAGAAAUUAAGGGAGAAGAAAAGAGUUCAAUUUGUUUCCUGAAAAACAGAUUGGUGAACUGCGUGGAUGCCCUCCAAAGCAGCGGGCGCUUUGCCAGUCCACACUCUCACGCCUUCUUGGACCUAAACCGAGACUUCACUGCAGAUUUGUUUCUCACCAACCAAGAUGGCCAUCAAGUCAAGUAUGACAUGUGGUACAACGUGAAUGGAAAUUUCACAUACGGCCAGAGUCUGCCUCCUCCAGCGGACUUAAAAGUCAUCGGGCAGUCGGCGUUUGCUGAUUUCGAUGGAGAUGGAGGUCAGGACCACCUGCUCCCAGGCUGCACGGACAGCGAGUGCCACACCAGCGUCAUUUAUCUCAACAAGCCCGGCUCGCAAGUGUGGACCAACGUGUCGGGCAGUUUCCGCAACAGAGAUGUGGAAUGGCGCUUCAAAGGGAUGAAGGCCAACGAGAGCCCCACAGGCUUCGGCCUGCCCAUCACGCUGCACAUGGGAGACUACAACAUGGACGGCUUCCCCGACGUCCUGGUCAUACUCGUCAACUCCUCUGAUAGCUCACGGACCGCGUUUCUGCUGGAGAACGUGCCCUGCACGGAGCCAAGCUGCAGCGCUGCAGGGCGGAUGCUGCAGCCCCUGUGGGACCUUCCUGAGCUGACCCGGCUGCCCAACGCCUUGGUCGCCACGUUCUUCGACCUUUACGAAGACGGCAUCUUGGACGUGCUGGUGAUGGGAGGGGACCUAUCUCUCUACGCACUGCACAAUUCCUUCGAAUCUGAUGCAUAUUUCGUGAAAGUCAUCGUGCUCAGCGGGCUGUGCUUUUCUUCCUGCCCAACGCACACCCAGCCGUUCGGCGUGAAUCAGCCGGGUCCCUACGUGCAGUACACAUCCGUGGACGCCAACGGCUAUCAGAAAAAUGCUUCUGCGGGACAGCUGAGCCAGUCGGCGCACCUCUCCCUGCAGCUGCCGUACGCCGUGCUGGGCCUGGGCCGCAGCGCCAACUUCAUCGACCGCCUCGCCGUCGGCAUCCCCCGCCCGCCCGGACAGCAGGAGCGGCGGCGGCAGGAGUGGACGUCCAUCAUCCCCAACUCGCAGCUCAUCGUCAUCCCCUUCCCUAACGACAAGCCCAGGAGCUGGAGUACCAAGCUGUAUCUGACUCCCAGCCAAGGUUUGCUGACGGGCAUUGCCCUGCUCUGCAUCUGCAUUGCCAUCCUCAUCAUCAUCGGUAUCCUGCACUGGAAUGAGAAGAAAGCAGACGAUAAGGAGAAACGGCUCGAGGCUCACCGAUUCCACUUUGAUGCCAUGUAGACGCAGCGGCGACGUGCACACUCACCACGAACGCACUUCACGACACUCCCCACGCGUCACCCGUGUCACUUGCUCCAACCGUUGCGGCAGGUUUCUGGGGUGGCAGGUGACAACGUUCGGCCCCGUUCGCUGCUCGGUUUCAGGCUGGCUCAACCUAAGGGAGACCCAAAGCCAGGUCUAGACACCCCCCCCCUAACAGCUGCACCGCCGCUCCCCACGUAACCCACACAAACGCACGCAAUUAGUAGCGCGCACACGCACACACACACAUUCAUCACAACUGCACCCCUCGAUUGUUGUUUUAAUACGUUACAAUUGGUGACAGGGCGGGGGGGGGGGGGUCCUAUUCAUUUUGUUUCUUCUUUAAUCCUCGAACCUCAUCAGCUCACCCAACGGCCUCUGCUCGAACCCCCCCCCCCCCCCCAAGUGAGCGGGUGCCCCAUGGGUGACCUCGACGCCUCUCGAUUGAGUGGACCGGUGGGGAGGGAGCGGAGGGGACGGGGGGUGCCGCACUCCACGCCGACGCGCGACCAGAGGUCGCAACCGGGUACCCGAUACCCGUACCCUACCCGAUACCCGGCUACCCGUACCCAGCCGGGUACGGGUACGGGUACCCGUUUGCGACCCUGGUGCGGCCGGGUACGGAUACGGGUAGACCGUGAGUCACUGGUGAGUCACCGUUUGUCACUCAUUUCCCAACGUCUUGUCUCUUCUCACAAUUCAAGUUCCUAAAAUCAACCCACCUGCGCCUGCAACAUGGCUUCAUCCCAGAGGUCGCAAUCAGGUACCCUGAUACCCGUACCCUACCCGUACCCGGCCGGGUACGGGUAGGGUACGGGUACGGCCGGGUACGGGUACGGGUACCCGUUUGCGACCCUGGUGCGGCCGGGUACGGGUAAGGAAUCAAAACCCGUUUGCGAUCUCUGCGCGCGACCCGGCUCGGCGCGCCAAACUGCCCGCGGCACCGCGAUCCGUCGCCGUCGACGUGAAUCGUGCGAUGCACGUGACGCGACGGCCGAGCCCGCCGGCCGUCGCCUGCCCCCUUAACACCGAGAGAGCAUCGAAAUGCGCUUGCAUGGACCCACGAGCGUUAUCGGGGCACCUUGAUUUAUCAAAGGUGAAGAAUCCCCUCCCCGAUAUAGCCUUAACAGAUUUUUUUGGGGCGAGUGCUGUUCGCGAGCACCUAUGAAGUCCGGCACGUUACACGAGGGGGUGGGUGGACGGCACCACGCCCGAACGCCUUUGUCUCCCCAGUCACGAUGUUUACACAACGCACCAGGUACUCAUUUGAGGCUGAGCCGACCUACGGGAGGUCCAGGACCGGUUCAGAUCAUCGUUACCGGUGGUGGCUGUGUCGCCGGGUUCGUAGUGCAGCGCGUUCGGCACCCACCGCGCCCAGCCACCUUAUAUCGCACACGCAAACACACGUAUGCGACGUGCACAUGCAUGGGCUGAUUCAAUACUCGUUCAGUGUUCAUUAUAACGUGGGCUAGGGCUGUUGUGGGAUCACGCAUUUACUUGUAAGAUGGGUUCUUUAAACGGAGUUAUUUGAAGAAAUGUCGGCAGUUCAACAAAUUAGGCACCCUCGCUGUUUGUGCAAAGGCAGUUAAUUAUCAAAUUUUACUGAAUAGGGGUCAUUGAUGACAAGUCAAUGGUUUGAAGCAGAUAUGAAACUCAGCUUAAAAAGGUUAAAUAUAAUUAUCUCUGCAUUGGACAGCAUGGUAUUUUAUGAGCAAUUAAGAAAACAUUUUGACAGUUUAUUUCCGUAUAUGCCCAAGUAAAAAUCCACUUCACUUACACGAAUGGUGUGCCAUUGCUUUGUGGCAGCAGUGGUAAUAACACGGGAGCCUCAACGAAAACGUUUCCUGAGUUCGAUUCUCAGCUCGGGUGCCGUUCUGUGUGGAGUUUUGUCCGUCCCCCACCUGUUCUGCAUCACUCCCUCCGGCCUCUCCUCCGGUGUAACGCCUGUCCCAUGCCAAAUCGGUUUUGUUCAAGCAUCCCAAUGCCGAAAAUUUCGACCUGCGCAUUUCAGCGCUGUCCUCAAUUGCAAUUACACGCAGCUGUGACUGCGCCCCCUACUGUGGCAGCCUGGCAGAACCUUCUUGAAGAAGUGUCCAGACUCGGUGAGGAUUUCCUGGGUGAACGAGCAUAAAUACGUAACGCGAAGCAAAUCUACUGUUUGAAAUAUACGCCCCGAAUCGUGGAAUGUGGCAAUGUAUUGGCGAGAGAAAGGGAUGUAUCUUCUUGGUUCUUUCGGUAAAGUCACCGAAAGAACCAAGAAGAUGAAUCCCUGCAGUCACGAAAGCUUUAAAUAGAAAGGGAUGUGUUGACUGGAUGGCAUUGCUUGUUAUUCCUGAGUAAGGCAAGGCCAUUGGAAUCUAUGGGGUUUCUUUUCUUGUGGGUACCAUUAAUCCUUUUGUGUUUUGGAAUGUACGCAUGUUGUAUAUGUGCCGUGCUAAAAAUCAGGAUCCAUCAUUUAUUUCAAUCGCACAUUUUUAUUUUGUAAAUACUGUACGGUAACUUAAUGGUGUGGUGUACGUACAAGUGCCAGUAAAUGUUGGUGACAGUGGCUGUAAUUAUUUCCGUCCGUCCCUGUGUGUACAAUUACAACAGCUGAGCAUUGUAAUUGUUGUUUCACGACUACUGAUGCAUUGUUUGCAGUUUACAUUCAUUGUGUUCUCAAUUUAAUUGGCACUUUCCCCGGCUUCUGGGAGUGCGUUCAAA
This is a messenger RNA of Lethenteron reissneri (Far Eastern brook lamprey), 4536 nucleotides long. RefSeq names its product integrin alpha FG-GAP repeat containing 1 (gene ITFG1). Lineage: Eukaryota; Metazoa; Chordata; Hyperoartia; Petromyzontiformes; Petromyzontidae. Gene Ontology annotation, cellular component: plasma membrane. The record is from RefSeq and is a predicted model, not a curated record.